GUCGGGGGAGGGGGACCGGGCCUGCCCCGGAGCCCAGCGCCGGAGAGAGCCGGGGGUGGGGGUGCCUUGGCCCCCGGUCCGCCCCCAGGCCUGUGAUCUGGAAGUGGGAGGGAGGGAACCAGACGCCUUUGGGGGAACCCAGGUCUGGAUAACGAUGACUUCGGGGCCCGCGAGUUAAGGGAGAGCCGGGGAAGUUAAGUGCAGGGUAAAGAGGAAGCACCUCUCUCGCUUUGCUUUCCGAUUUUGCUUGUCUGCAGCCUUCUUCCAAAUGGGCAGCACGCCCCGCUGUGAAGAGGUUGGGGCCCCCUUAGAGUCCACAGGACUACUCUGAUUUUCUUGCCCCGAGAUAGUGGUUGGAAGAGGAAGACUUAACAAGGGUCCCUGGGUGUUGCUGACAGGUGACAGGUGGAUCUGUCUGUUGCUGAUGCUGUAGAAUCCUUGGCUCAUAAUUGUAGGCCGAAAGUGUCAGGGAGCGUGUGAGUUUGUAUUUACGUGUUUGGCCAAGUUUCAUUCCAUAUAUAGUAUAUUUGAGAUGCUAAGUUUCCAUUCAAGUCAGCUUAAUUGUUAUGGAGGAAUUCUUCAAAUGUUUCUGAUAAGAGGGGUUUUCAGGAGAGUGGUGGAGACUUGCAGCCUCCUGGAGCUUUUAUUCGAGUCUCCGUGAAGUUCGGGUUCCCAAAAGCAUUGCAGGCUGUUGGUAAAUGGGCUUCUAGUCAUUGGAAAGUUCUUGGACACAAAUGCAGUAUUCGAGGCAGCAGCCAGACACUCUAGCUUUGCAUCCAUUUUGUCAGUGCUGGGUAAGUUAGUAAAGUGCCAAAUCGUAGGGUUAGGUUGAUUGCCAUUUUAUAAAAGGAAUGGCUUUGUGUCCUAGCUUACUCAAAGGAGAUGUUGCUCAUGAAGCAGCUUCAAAUUUUGCUAGGAAUUUCACUGGGUACAAAAGAGGGUUGUUUGUUUUUUGUUUUGGUUUUUUUUUUUUUUUUUUGGUUUUUUUGUUUGUUUUGGUUUUGGUUUUGGUUUUGGCUUUUAGUUAUCACUGUUUACCACACUUGGUACAGCAAGAGUUUUGAUGCCUUUUCAGAAGCAUCCUUAAUGUCUUAGUAAAGGUGAAUCCAUGAUUACUUUUAAAACUGUACAACUUGAAACCUUUUUGAAACCAUACAUAUUUCUAAUAAAUGAACAGUUGCCUUUUCUUUUACUAUAUGCUUUAGCUAGCUACUUUAAUUCCAAUCCUUAGGAAAAAAUGUCAGAUUCAUGAGUUGGGUUAGUAUCCAGAUAGUCCACGAAGGCUUCUGCAGCUUUUAACACGUGUGUGGAAUGAAUAUGUUGAAUGGUGGUACUAUCUGUGUAUUAGCAGGAAAUAGAACAAAAAUUCCAGUGAUUCAGAACCUCUGCUUGCCCCUACACCAGUGUGUAAUAGAGAGUGCUUUAUGUUUUCAGGCUUAAAGAAUCAAACUGAAAGUUGAAUAUGGCAAUUAUUAUGUUAGCCACUGAAUAUAUGCCAUUGCUUCAACUUUCUUUUUGUUUCAUCAGAUAGCUUUUUCUGAGUUAGAAUGGUUUCCAAAGGACACUGGGAAAUACCACUAUUCAAAAUGUUCUCUGUGACCUCUCAUAAUAGAACCUGUGUUUGUAUAAUUCAUAAGUAGAUGAAAUGAUCAACGGUGCAAAUGACAAUGCUUCUCAGGGAGCAGACUUUAAGUCAGCUGUGGAAAGAGGUGCUUACCUUUAGCCAAGGCUGUGGUAAGAUGUGUAGUUACCACACCUAUUUAAGUGAGGCAAAUUCUGCAUAGUUAGGUGCGCACUGCCCAGACUCCCAAUUAUGUCCCUACUGAGUGUUUUAUGCUCUGGCAAAGGUCUUAACAUGAUUGGCUUUGUGCCUUGACAGAAAUAAAAGUUUUAUUCCUCUUUUAUGUAAGGAAAAUUCCCAAAGAACUGGUUCAGUGAGCCACCUUCAUUUUGAGAACUAAGCAUAAAGUAUAGCAGAGAUUGCUUGUUUAUGAGGCAUGCGGUAGUAAAGCUCCAGUAGGAUGGGUUUUCUAACCCUGAAGUUACACACACACACACACACACACACACACACACACUAAAUGCUUAUUUUUAUGAAUAUCAGGAUACUUUAGAAAAGAAGUUUUGCCUUCCUAUAUUUUUAAAAGUUCCUGGAAAUAUUUAUAAUGUAGAUUAUAAAUCAUAGAGUAACGUUUACAUUUCAUUAUAUCACAUGCCUCAGAGAACAGAAGUAAUGCUUUUUGUUUUGAUUGACUUAUGUUGUCUUUCUUUUAAUAAGAACUCUUUAAAUCAGGAUUAUGCGAUAAUAGAGACAGGUGUGCCGAGGAAGAUGCUAGUAAAGGAUUGGAUGAGCAGUUUGCAGGAAUAUGGAAGUGUGGGGAGUAGAUGGCUGCCAAGUAUAGCAAAGUAACUGCUGGACUGCAUUGAGGAGAGUUUUUUUCUAUUGAUGGGUGCUCACAAGCUGUGUGUGUCUUCACUUAACACUGUAUUCAGAUAGUAAGAGAUUUGGAGAUACUGAAAUAAAAUGAAAAUUAAAUAUAUGUUCACAUUAUUGACCUCUGGCUUAUGGUCCCCUAAGUAUUUGCCAGUAUUUUAAAAUUUUAUGUCCAAAUUAUUCUGACCCUUAAAAAGUCAAGAAUACACACUUACUCAGAAAGGCAAGCCCUAAGUACUCCCGGAGUUGCUAGGUACUGUGCAUUCUCUUUGGUUAAUCACUAAACUCAGCUGUGAGCUUGGUAACAGAGGCCAGUAUUAAGGGGAAGACUCUGUCAUUUUCUGAGUAUCCUCAUCUCAGAGCAGCCUGUUUAUUACAAGUGGUGCUUUACCCACACUAGUCUUGUUUUUUGAAGGAAAUGGGAGGGAAUUACAUAUUUCACUUAGAUUUUCUUGACUCUGAGGAUUGUUAGCUGACAAGUUGAUGUUUGAAGAUUUCUGUAAGAUAUUUUUUAGGUUUUGCCAGUUUAAAAGUACAUUAAUUCAAAACUUUAUGUAGAUCCCUAUCUCUAUCUCCCAGUGGUGUUUGAUAAAUAAAGUUUUGCUGAAUGUGACUAUUUUAUUGACCCUGUUCAUUUUGUUUGUUUGUUUGAGAUGGGGUCUUGAUUUGAGCGCUGACCUCAAUGCAGUGCUUACAGAAAAUGCUUGGCCAGAAGAGAUGAGUACUAAUUCCACUCAGGCCUAGAAUUGCCUAUUGAGAUAGACCUGAGCAGGCGACAUACGAAUGGCCCAAGGAAGCCACCAAAUUGAUUUUCAGGUUUUACAUGACCUGCGACAAAAAUUCCCAGAAGUGCCUGAAGUUGUUGUAUCCAGGUGCAUGUUACAGAACAAUAAUAACCUGGAUGCCUGCUGCGCUGUUCUCUCUCAGGAGAGUACAAGGUAUCUUUAUGGUGAAGGAGACCUGAAUUUUUCAGAUGAGUCUGGAAUUUCUGGUCUACGCAAUCACAUGACUUCUCUCAACUUGGACUUGCAGUCACAGAAUGUUUACCACCAUGGAAGAGAAGGAAGUCGAGUGAAUGGAAGCAGGACUUUAACACACAGCGUUAGUGAUGGACAGCUUCACGGUGGGCAGUCCAAUAACGAACUGUUUCAGCAAGAGCCACAGACAGCACCAGCUCAAGUUCCUCAAGGCUUUAAUGUUUUUGGAAUGCCCAGUACAUCUGGUGCUUCAAACUCAACACCGCAUCUUGGAUUUCACCUAGGCAGCAAAGGGACAUCAAACCUUUCUCAACAGACUCCCAGGUUCAAUCCUAUUAUGGUAACUUUAGCCCCAAACAUACAGACUGGCCGUAGUACUCCUACAUCUUUGCACAUACAUGGUGUACCUCCGCCUGUACUGAACAGUCCACAGGGAAAUUCUAUCUAUAUUAGGCCUUAUAUUACAACUCCUAGUGGUACAGCUCGGCAGACACAACAACAUUCUGGCUGGGUGUCUCAGUUUAAUCCCAUGAACCCUCAGCAAGCCUAUCAACCUUCACAGCCUGGACCUUGGACUACUUAUCCUGCAUCCAAUCCUUUGCCACAUACCUCAACCCAGCAGCCGAAUCAGCAGGGCCAUCAGACCUCUCAUGUCUACAUGCCUAUCAGUUCGCCAACUACUCCACAACCGCCAACCAUUCACUCAUCUGGGAGCUCUCAGUCUUCUGCCCAUAGCCAAUAUAACAUUCAGAAUAUUUCAACAGGACCUCGAAAGAACCAGAUAGAAAUCAAACUUGAACCCCCACAAAGAAACAGUUCUUCAAAAUUACGUUCUUCUGGACCUCGAACUGCCAGCACUUCCUCAUUGGUCAACAGCCAGACCUUAAAUAGAAAUCAGCCCACUGUUUACAUAGCUGCCAGUCCUCCAAAUACUGAUGAGAUGAUCUCCCGUAGUCAACCCAAGGUCUAUAUUUCAGCCAAUGCCACCGCAGGAGAUGAGCAAGGCAUGCGGAAUCAACCGACACUCUUCAUAUCUACAAACUCUGGGCCAUCUGCAGCCUCCAGGAACAUGUCUGGGCAAGUGAGCAUGGGUCCUGCCUUUAUCCAUCACCAUCCACCCAAAAGCCGAGUGUUAGGUGGUAACUCUGCAACGUCUCCUCGAGUGGUGGUCACUCAACCCAACACAAAAUAUACUUUCAAAAUUACAGUUUCCCCCAAUAAGCCCCCUGCUGUUUCCCCGGGGGUGGUCUCCCCAACCUUUGAACUUACAAAUCUUCUAAAUCAUCCUGACCAUUAUGUAGAAACAGAGAACAUUCAGCAUCUCACAGACCCGGCUCUAGCACAUGUGGAUAGAAUAAGCGAAGCCCGGAAACUGAGUAUGGGAUCUGAUGAUGCUGCCUACACACAAGGCUGUCCCAGAAAUGCUUGUCUGCUGCAGAGUUCGCUGCUGGAGUGGGCGGGGCCUCACGCAUGUGCUCCUGUUGCAGCUCUGCUGGUGCACCAGAAGGCCAGGAUGGAACGGCUUCAAAGAGAGCUCGAGAUGCAAAAGAAAAAGCUGGAUAAACUCAAAUCUGAGGUCAAUGAGAUGGAAAAUAAUCUAACUCGAAGGCGCCUGAAGAGAUCAAAUUCCAUUUCCCAGAUACCGUCACUCGAAGAAAUGCAGCAGUUGAGAAGUUGUAAUAGACAACUCCAGAUUGACAUUGACUGCUUAACCAAAGAAAUUGAUCUUUUUCAAGCCCGAGGACCACAUUUUAACCCCAGCGCUAUUCAUAACUUUUAUGACAAUAUUGGAUUUGUAGGCCCUGUGCCACCAAAACCCAAAGAUCAAAGGUCCACCAUCAAAGCACCAAAGACCCAAGACGCAGAGGAUGAGGAAGGUGCUCAGUGGAAUUGCACUGCCUGUACGUUUCUGAAUCACCCGGCCUUAAUCCGCUGUGAACAGUGUGAGAUGCCUCGGCAUUUCUGAGCCAAAGGCCCCGCCUUCCUCUGAAACCACAUCUAAAGUUCAAGAAGGUCGCCUGUCAUCGGGAAAGUGUUUCACCGCCACAGGAGUUAGUCCAGUUGAAGGUGUGACGAGACAGUGGUGUGCUGUGUUGAGUGUCAGCCCACAGAGCUAAUGAUACCUCAAUCUAAUGUCAUGGGCAGUGAGAUUCAUCACCUGAAAGGCCUGAGAGACCGGGCUGCCUGCUGCCUGACCAUGUCCAGUGUCACGUGUCAGUGCCUAGGUGUUCCCAGGACUCCUCCCCUCUUGUCACCACUGAUCCUGACGGGAGGAAGGGAGAGACAGGAUGAUUGCUUUUUGUGUUGUUAGAGCUUUUGGUGAAACACUACAUACACAAAGAGAAGGAACAAGGUUUGACUGAGAACUCUGCUGCCACAUAGUGCCAGUAGAUGUGGGAAACGCCACAAAUCUGGGGUACUUUUGGCCCUGUCCUCUGUCUUCUGAGGACAUCUCUGUGAAGCCAGCAUUUAGGUGUGAGAUAAAAGGAAAGCUGUGUCUGUCUGUACAUCCACAGUGCGCUCCCCAAGCCUCUCCUACUGUACAGAUGUCUCACGUCUGCUUUGAUUUCUCCAUUAUCUUCUUAUAUUUCUAUAUGUAUAGUGUAAUAGACUUGUGUUAACUAGUGUCCUUUUCCCUUUUAGUAAGCACGAUCAUGCUCCUUUUAAGCCUUACCUGAGAAAAGCAAUGCCAUAAGGUAGAAAGCAUUAAUGAAAUGAAACUGUGCACAACAUAACUCCCUCUCCCCUUCCUCCUCCUGUCCUUUGUCCCUUGGUGCCAAUGCUCUGAGAAGACAUGCAGGUGCUGCAUGUGAGUCACUGCAAGAAACACUGCAGCCAUCGGACGGUCGAGGUCACGCUGUACACUGACUUGAGCAGUGGGUGACCAAACAUGUCGUUUUGUCUUCUCCAGCAGCUUAAAGCAGAAAGUAUUUAAACCCACUGCCAUCUUGCCCCAUCUGUGUGGUAUCCCAUAGAACUCCAUGGGAGGCUCUUGUUGGGAAAAUGCAGUUUUAAGAAGCAGCCUCAGCAGCCGUUCCCGCAGCCUCUUCUUCCCGGGAAGAAGUGUGGCUGUCGGACUGUUGGCACAGUCAUGUGUAUUUAUAAAGCAUAGUCAUCUUUAGGACAACUGAAGAAAAGCUGGAAAAAAGAAAGAAAACAAGCAGACUUGAACACUGAAGCAACCUCAGACAUCUCUUUAUUUUGAUGAUAUAUUUUUGUAAGGAAAAUAAAUAUUCAUAUGAUCAGGAAUGUAUAUAACUAAAUGAAAUCAAGAAAAAAUAACCAUAUGCAUUUUAAAAGAAUUAUGAAAUUAUCAGUGCUUGGAAUGGGGCUAAGGGAAGUGCUGAAAUAUAAGAAAAAAAUAGGAAAUAAUGUAGAUUGUCCCACUGUAAAUGUUCACAAGUGGCUAUGUUUUAAAUAAACAGGAUUAUUAUGAAUGAGCGUUAAGAAGGUCAGAGCCUGGCCUUCCGGGCUUUGCACUGUGAGUAUGGAAAGAGAUACGGCAACCAUAGGUCACUAGGCAACAGACCCCAAAACUCGUACAUUUGAUGCAUUGUGUUUUAAAAGUAGGCCUUGUUUUUCAGCUUCCUCUGCAGUUCUAUGUGAAGAUUGAUAAAUCAGUUUUUACUUGUUUUAUUAAUAAAACGUAAUUUGGAUAUCUUGAGUUGAUGGUUUUGUGAUUUAGCUGGGUAAACUAUCUUUGUAACAGAUAAGUUAUUUAUAAAAAUUAAAAAAACUUAUAUUCUAA
Mus musculus (house mouse) is the source of this 7159-nucleotide messenger RNA. It is a transcript of the gene Tab2, whose product is annotated as TGF-beta activated kinase 1/MAP3K7 binding protein 2. The record is from RefSeq and is a predicted model, not a curated record. Lineage: Eukaryota; Metazoa; Chordata; Mammalia; Rodentia; Muridae. The transcript is spliced from 7 exons. Gene Ontology annotation, cellular component: membrane; endosome membrane; cytosol. Gene Ontology annotation, molecular function: molecular adaptor activity; K63-linked polyubiquitin modification-dependent protein binding; ubiquitin binding. Gene Ontology annotation, biological process: defense response to bacterium; non-canonical NF-kappaB signal transduction; heart development. Bases 3218 to 5377 code for a protein of 719 amino acids.